AUGGGCCUCGACAGACCAAAGCAGGACAGUGGCACAAAGAGAUCGAGGGCUCGGCUCUCAACUGCACCCCUUGGUGAUGAACCCAAGGCUGGCAUGUGCAACUGGUGUCAUCAUCUGCGAUUUGCGCUGCAGGGCAGCGACUUCUACAACAGCUCGUUCGCUUGGAGAGUCCGGCAACUUAUGCAAAGCCGAUGUGUCUCCACGAUUAUGAUGCUAGCGCUUGCGGUGGCGCUUGUCCUCCCUGACCUUACCAAGCUGCUGGACGUGUCACAGAACGUUUGGCCUGACUGUGUCUUGACCAUGAGCAUGGCGAUGUUUAUUUGUGAGCUGGUGGCACUGUCGCUGACCGACGCGAACUACCUGUUCAGCUUUUUCCAGUGCAUGGACACGGUCGGGACAGCAUCGAUGGUGUUCGACAUCUCCUUUCUGAUGGGCGUGGACGUGGCUGAGCCCACACUCCCAGACCAAGACACUGCUGAGUCGCGCGUCAUGCUGCUUCGAGCUAGCCGGGCAGCAAGGGUUGGAGCCCGUGCCGGCAGGUUGACGAGAAUUCUCCGCUUGUGCCGUUGUUUGAUUGAUUUAGAUGAUGAAGAUUCGUCCGGAAAACGCCGAAAGAUCGAGCAGUUGGAGCCGAAAGACGAGGCACAGCAUCCGAAGCGAAGCAUUGCGAAAGUCAUCUCUGUGAAGUUGGGGAAUCUGCUGGCCACCAGAGUUGCUUGCCUUACAAUUUUUCUGGCUAUGGUGAUGCCUCUGUUUGAUGUCAUGGCAUUCCCACAGAAGGACUUGUCUUUGGAUGCAUGGGUUGGCCAGGUUUCAUACACGAAUGAGCACGAAGAGGCAGCAACGGUUUCUGAGUUGCGCAAAAUGGCAAAGUUCUUCGCUCAUCACAGCUAUGGGCCUUUCGCUGCAUGCAAAGGGCAUUUGGUACAAGACAAGUUUGUCUGCAGCGAGUGGUACGAGGACUGGGACCAGGUGAACUCUGCACCUGUCCGGAACGCAUCUGCGUGGAUGGUGCGCACACCGACUUUCCAGGUAAUCUUCGACAUGAGCAGGCCUGUAAGAGUGAAAGCUGCGGUCGCCUUGCUGAGCAUGCUCUUUACGGUUUGCAUCAUGCUUUGCUUCUCCAUCGCGCUUUCAUCAGUGGUAACCGACCUGGCAGUAACGCCUCUUGAGCGGAUGCUCGGGACGGUGCGAGAGAUAGCCGCGACAGUGUUUCGAUUCAGUUCUAUAGUGAUUGGUCAGCAAGAGGAGGAGGAGUCCCAGUCGGAGACUACAGACAUUGAUAAUGCCGGUGAGAUGAUCUUGCUGGAGAAGGUUGUUGAGAAGCUAUCGGCAAUCGCUGCAGUACACGCCAGCGUUGAACACGUCCUGGACACUGAGGACAUGGACGAGGAAAACAUCGGAAUCCUGAGUAUGCUCCACGGUGACCAUACGAGCAGAGCGAGUUUCAGAAGCCAUCCCCUAGACAAGGAGAGAUCACAGAGUCGCAUUCUGAGGAUAACUCCCGAUCUCAGCUUGGAAGCCAAUGGAGUUGAUGAAGAGACAUUCAACAGCUUGAGAUUCAACGUGUUCGACCUCACACCACUUCAGCUCAAUAAGAUGACGUGCCAUGUCAUGCUCUCGCACGCAUCCAGCGCUGCGAUCUUCAAUGGUGCUCACGGAGAAGAAGCGUUGCUCCAGACAUUCGUGUCCGCCGUGCACAAGGGCUAUCCCGAAAAUCCUUUCCACAAUUUCUGUCAUGCAGUGGAUGUGCAAACAACGAUUGUUAAGAUGAUGAAGCUGACAGAGGCAGGAUUCAACAACGGCUUUCUGUCCGAGGUAGGCCAUGAGCUCGCCAUUAAGUACAAUGACCGGUCUCCGUUGGAAAACAUGCACUGUGCCGUGUUGUACCAACUCUUGGCCAAGCCAGAGACUGAACUCUUUGGCUCGCUCAGCGACGAUGACUACAAGGAGGUGCGUCGCAUCUGUGUGGAGACCAUUCUGCACACGGACAUGGCAUGCCAUCAGAACAUGGUCAAAGACCUCAACCUUCUGUACCAGAUUCAUGCGGAGGCGUUGCGGCAAUCGGCUUCUCCUCAGCCCGGGAGGGUCAGCAGCAGACCAUCUAUUGCCAGACCGAGCAGACGGCGCAGGAGUGUGCUGGAGGGUGCAACGGACCCGUCUCAGAUCUUCUCAGCGCCGGAGCACAAAAUGCUGGUGAUGGAGUCGCUGCUGCACGCAGCUGAUGUGUCGAACCCUGCACGUGAGUGGCAUGUCACUCAAGCCUGGGCUGACAAGUGCCUCGAAGAGUUUUUCGCUCAAGGUGACCAGGAACGCAACCGGGGCAUUCCAGUGCAGUUCUUGAAUGACAGGCAAAAGUUGAAUCGUCCACAUUCACAGAUCGGCUUCAUAGAGUUCAUGAUCUCGCCACUCUUUGCAGCACAGAUCUGGCUUUGGCCCAAUCUGUUCGAGUACGGUUCCUGUUUGUCCCUGAACAUUGGGAUGUGGCAGGAGCUCUGGGAAGAAGAGACCGACCCAUCGGAGGAUGAGCUUGAGAAGGUGACCUCCCGAGUGGAUCAAGUACAGGAGAUGUUGUCUUGCGCGGCUAUGCGCAUUGCCACUUGGCGCAUACAUGAUGCCAUGCAGCCUCUGCAACGGCUGCAGCAGGAGCGCCACGGCAAGGUGGUUGAGCUCUUGCAGUCGGCCAUCGCAGAGCGAGAUGUGCCUCAACGUGUCAAGCUCCUGCUUCAGUCUGAAGACGUUUUACUAAAGGCAGACACUUUGCCAGAGACUGUCGCGAGCUGUUUAGAGUUCUAUUUGAACUUGCACGCUGAUCCCAGCCCACCGCUGCGGCGGUAUGCAGCCCAUUUUAUAGAACGCCUGCUGCUGUGCAAGCCAAGCCUCUCGCUGCGGUGCUCGACGGCUAUUGCCGUGUUGCUCGCUGAUGGUGAUGCUGCUGUGCAGGAACUGGCUUUGAAAGCGGCGUCUGUGCACCACGGAAGGGCUUUGUUCGCUCUGGCGAAGGAGGAUGCCUCAGAGUCUCAGCGAGUUGCUGAGCAGCUGCGGCGGCUACAGGACAAGGCGAGAAUUCUUCUACAUUCUGACAACGUGUCGCUUCUAGCCAUGGCGACACGGUGGGCAGUCGUGGUGAUCCUGUCGCAAACGGCCUCACCAUUGCUACUGAACGUGCGUCUGCCUGCGGAGCUUAGAGGCAUCAGUUGCAUUCAGGACCUUCCCACUACACGAAUGGGGAUGCAUUCUUCUUCCCUCCUCGAGCCAUUGUCAUUGCAGCAGCAGGCAGAGGAGCUUUUUGAACUCCUGUUGAAACUCCUUCGGCAAGCCGUUGCGUCGUACAAUGAUGGAGGCCGUACCAAGGCACCUCAGCUGAUCGGUGCAGUGGGUGCCGUCGCAAGGCAGCGACCGAGCAUGCUGCCCGCGUGCCUCGACGUGUUCAAGGCUAUUCUGCUAGUCAAAGAUGCGCUUGGAGCACAAGUCCAUGGUGAGAUUCAGAAGCUCGUGGCAGCGGAGAUUCAGCUGUUUGUCGCUUCUGGGCUGACCACAGAGUGGUCUGCGGAUCUCCUUGACCUUUGUCAGCGAACUGCUCAGUCCGGUUCCUUCGAAGAGCUAUCCACACAGGCCAAGUACAAGCAGAUCAGCAUGGUCACUGAUGACUUGGACGUUGCCUCUCGUGCAACAAAACGGGCCAGAAGAACAGAGUCAUCAAAGCAC
This is a messenger RNA of Symbiodinium necroappetens, 3708 nucleotides long. NCBI's taxonomy places the organism in Eukaryota, Dinophyceae, Suessiales, Symbiodiniaceae. The record is from the annotation of a GenBank genome assembly.